Molecule: messenger RNA, 6483 nt
Organism: Hypoxylon fragiforme
Lineage: Eukaryota; Fungi; Ascomycota; Sordariomycetes; Xylariales; Hypoxylaceae
Product: ketoacyl-synt-domain-containing protein
Exons: 8
Coding region: 1-6483 (2160 amino acids)
Biological process (GO): fatty acid biosynthetic process; secondary metabolite biosynthetic process
Molecular function (GO): phosphopantetheine binding; 3-oxoacyl-[acyl-carrier-protein] synthase activity; oxidoreductase activity
Source: RefSeq, a predicted model, not a curated record
AUGGAGUCCGAGGAGCCGAUGCCUAUCGCCAUCGUCGGCAUGUCAUGCCGCUUGCCUGGCGAUGUGUCUUCGCCAGGGGAUUUUUGGAAGUUGUUGACCAAGGGACGCAGUGCGUGGUCCAAGAUACCUAAAGACCGCUUCAACCAGGAGGCAUAUAAUCAUCCCAACCCGGAGAAGAGGGGCACACUUAACUCACAAGGAGGAUACUUCUUGUCUCAGAAGCUGGAUAUGUUUGACCCUGGCUUUUUUGACAUGACACGCAAAGAAGCCGAAACUAUGGAUCCAACCCAGCGACUCCUCCUCGAAUGUUCGUACGAGGCUCUCGAGAAUGCUGGCAUUCCUAAAGAGUCUAUCUCUGGACGAAAAGUUGGUGUGUUCAUUGGAGCCACCGAUAAUGAACACAGAAUGGGAAAUCUUAGGGAUUUAGAUGAUGUGCCAAUGUUUGAUCCCACUGGUAGCCAAGGGGCAUUUUUGGCUGGCCGAAUAUCAUAUUUCUUUAAUUUAUGCGGUCCUACCUUUACCGUCGAUACCGCAUGCUCAUCUAGCAUGCAUGCUUUGCAUAUGGCUGUUCAGAGUAUACGAUCUGGGGAAUCGGAACAAGCCAUUGUCGGUGCCUCUCAUCUCAUCACACAACCAGACGUAUGGGUAUCCAUGGCUAAGUUGAGAUUAUUCGCGGACUCAGGGAAAACGUAUGCGUUUGAUCACCGUGCCAAAUCCGGAUACGCCAGAGGCGAGGGGGCUGGAUGUUUAAUUCUCAAGCCACUCCAUAAGGCGUUGGAAGAUAAAGACUACGUUAGAGCGGUCAUUUCCCACACGGGAAUCAGCCAUAACGGUCGAACAGUUGGUAUCGUGGCACCUAGUUCGGAAGAACAAGAGUCACUACUGCGCAAUGUGCUCUCACAAGCCGGAAUUGAUCCUAAAGAUGUUGGCUUUUUCGAAGCCCACGGUACUGGAACCAAGGUCGGCGAUCCCAUAGAGGCCAAAGGAAUAUAUAAGGCACUCAGCAAGGGCCUAGAAAGCGACCCAUUAACUAUCGGGUCGGUGAAGUCCAAUAUAGGCCACCUCGAAAACGCUAGCGGUAUCAUAUCGGUUAUGAAGGCAGCACUCAUGCUAGAAAAGGGGUUUAUCGUCCCGAAUGCCGACUUUGAAAAGGAAAACCCAGCCAUUUCUUUAUCCGAAUGGAAUAUGAAAAUUUCACAAAGACAGCUACCAUUUCCUCGAAACAAGAAGUAUAUAUGUGUGAACAACUUUGGAUACAGUGGUUCGAACGGACACGCAGUACUGAAAGCGCUACCAGCGGAGAACGAACUGGAGUUUCUUGACGCCGAAAACUUUGAAGGGCACAUCAAAACGAAACGUCUGUUCGUAUUGAGUGCUAAUGACGAGGCGGCUGCGAGGCAAAGUAUGGAGAAGUUAGGUAUUUUUCUUGAACAACACGCCGAGCUGUAUCAAAGCACCAUGCCCAGAAAUCUUUCAUACACGUUAUGCCAGCGGCGUUCACAACUACCUUGGCGUGUAGCUCUGGUGACUGAUAUGUGCAGUAAACUUGCCAUAGCUCUCAACAGCCCUAAUGUGGUGCCAAAGAGGAUACCAGCCAAGUCACCAAAGCUCGCUUUCAUCUUCACUGGACAAGGCGCGCAGUGGUAUGGUAUGGGUAGGGAGUUGUUGGAGUCGCACGCUGUAUUUGCGUCAACUAUAGAGCGAGCCGAUUCGCAUCUGCUAUCUAUAGGCGCGGAUUUCUCAAUAUUGGAAGAGAUGAAACGAGACGAGCAAGAUACCCGUAUUGGUAUGGCACAUAUUAGCCAGCCAAUAUGUAGCGCUGUCCAGAUCGGGCUGGUUGACCUUUUGGCAUCGUGGGGUGUCAAGCCUUCUUCUGUGACUGGGCACUCUAGCGGAGAGAUUGGCGCUGCAUACGCGACUGGGGGCCUGUCGCUUGAAGCGGCAAUGUCUGCGGCUUACUAUCGUGGCCAGGCCAUCAUUUCCUUAAAGGCCAACUUUCCGGAUGUCAAAGGCUCGAUGAUGGCGGUGGGUAUGGGUGCAGACGAACUACAGCCGUUUCUCAAGCAACUACCAUCUUCGCUUCAAGCGGUAGCGGCCUGUGAGAAUUCACCCAGUUCGACGACUGUGUCUGGUGAUGCUGAAGCUAUCGAUGAGCUUUCCAAUAUGAUGACGAGUAAGAACAUCUUCAAUCGCAAGCUUUUUGUUGACGUCGCCUACCAUAGUCACCACAUGAAACUCAUAGCCGAGACAUACUACAACAUGAUUGCAGAUGUCGAGUUGAGGGAGGCAAAUGGCGACGUUGAAUUCUUCUCCUCUCUCCGUUCUCGCAAGGUCAACAUAGAUGAACUUGGUCCACAGUACUGGGUAGAGAACCUAACAAACCCCGUACGAUUCACGACAGCAUUGCAACUACUUUGCAAUGAGAACAAGCCGGAUAUUCUCAUUGAGAUUGGCCCACACGCCGCGCUCAAAGGUCCUAUUAUGCAGACUCUGAAAUCAUUGGGAUUAGCGGCUGCUCAAGCCCCAGUAUAUAUCCCAACAUUGGUAAGGGGCCGUGACGCCACCGAGACGACUUUAGAGCUUGCCGGACAGCUCUUUGUCCGUGGUUACGAGGGCAUAGAUUUCUUCAACAUCAAUCAUAAUCGCUCCGAAGUCGAGAAGCCCGACAUCAUCCCCUUCCUCUAUACGUAUCCAUGGUCUCGUCAGCGAUACUGGUACGAAAGUCGGAUCACACGACAGCAUCGCCUUAAGCCGUUUGCGCGUCACGAUCUGAUCGGGACACUGACUGACUGGAGUAACGACUUGGAGCCGACGUGGCGCAACUUUAUUAGAUUGGAGGAGCUUCCAUGGCUGCGUGAAUACCGGAUCAAAGACCGUGCUGUGUUUCCGGUGGCUGCCUUCAUUUCCAUGGCUGUGGAGGCGGCUGGUCAACAAGCAUUACUUAGAGGCACCGAGCCAAGCAGCUUUGAUCUGUACGAAGUUGUGGUCCAGGAGCAAUUAUUUCUAAUAGACGAUGAACCGGUCGAACUCCUGCUAACGUUUAGACGACAUGGUGCAUCUAGAGUUGGUUGGGACGAAUUUCGUAUCUCUAGCUUUGAACCGAAACGAGGAUGGUUGGAACAUUGUUAUGGCUUCAUCGAAGCGAGCCCUUUGAAACGCGGCAGCGCCGUACCUAUCCGUUCCAAAAAUCACCUCGGCCCCAAGACCGAAAGGAUUGAGCAUUCAAUACCCGCCACAGGAUUUUAUUUUAAUUUAUGUUCUGGAGGGAUCAGUUAUCCGCACACAUUCUGGAACUUAGUGAACGUCAAGGUGGCUAAGUACGAGUUCAAUGCCCAAGGUACCUUUCAGGACACUAAACUCAUUAUGCCAUUGGCGUACGAGUCCUCGUACACAAUCCAUCCGGCGAUGUUGGAGCCACUCAUCCAGGUCUCGCAAUCCGAAUUGGGGCUCGAUGGCGUCGCGGAGCCGCGGCUCCCAUCUUCAAUUAAGCAAGUCCACAUUGACGUAAGCGAAGGAUGGGAGAGAGCCCCCGGAUCUAAGUUCACUGUCCAGUCGGCUAAAGACUCCAAGACCGGCCUAUUCACGGCCGAGAUGUUUGCGCCAGCGGAGUGUGAGUGGCCUUCCGUCUCGGUGUUGGGGCUGGAGCUCAGUCCGCUGAAGCCCGAGCCCCUGAAGUCAUUGAAGCCUAGAGAGCUAUGCUAUAAAAUACAAUGGGAGCAAACUGAAGAGAGGCAUUCAAAUGGUGUGAGCCAUGAACAUGUCAAAUCCAACGGGGAGCGCAUAACGAUAGUGACGGAACGUGCCCAAGAUGAUACACUUGUUUCUUCGCUAUGCGAGGUCAUCAGGGUGCACUCUGGAAUUAGUCCAGAAAUUACGAGUCUGCUUCAUAUUCGAGAUUUCAGCGGCUUCUUCAUAUUGAUUUCGGAGCUCGACCGUGCUAUCCUAGCCUCAAUCAACAAAAUUGAAUUCGAACAAGUCCAGGCUCUAUUGACGCAAGCUGGGGGCGUCUUGUGGGUAACAUGCGGCGCAUCGAAGGUCCCUAUGAACCCGAGCAUCAAUAUGGCUCUAGGUUUACUUCGUACAGUACGAUCAGAACUCGGCAAAACUGCUGUCACUCUUGACCUUGACCCCGAUAGCACUCUGGAUAUCGAAGGCCAGGCUGAACUGAUUGAAGAUGCCUUCAGGCGAACUAUACUGACAGAUAGUCCUGAGGCUGAGGUCGAGUUUGCUGAACAGGGCGGAGACUUGGUCGUACCACGCUUUGUUGCCGACGACGAGAUGAACUUACGAGUUCACCGUGAGUUAGGGAAAGCUGAGCCAUACCUACAAGACUUUCGCCAGCCUGGCCGUCGGCUUCGUGUUGCUACCCAGGUUGAGGGAUUGCUUGACACGCUGUAUUUUCAAGACAUCAUAGCUGAUGAGGCGUUGGCGGCCGACCAAAUAGAGAUUGAAAUCAAGGCUAGCAUGCUGAGCCAAGACGAUGUUCUAGCUCUUAGGGCUACGAGUAUGACUGGUAGACCGGAACGAUCGUGUAGUGGCAUCGUGGUUCGUGCUGGGCACGAAGUUGUCGAUGUUAGUGUGGGGGAUAUGGUAUGCACCCUGGCCGAUCACCGGUUGGGUACACAUGCCUGUAUAGCCUCAUACGGCGUUGUCAAGUUCCCCCCGAGCAUGGACUUUGAAGAUGCAGCCAUGAUUCCCUCUGCCUUCGGUGCAGCCUUUUACGCCCUUUCACAUGUCGCUCGAAUCCGAAAAUCGGAACGUGUACUCAUCCAUACAAAUGAUACCAAAGGACUUGCCGCGAUACAGGUCGCACACCAUCUUGGCGCUAAUGUGUUCAUUGCAGUCCACGGCAAUGAAAGAAGAGACUUUGUCACGAAGUCAUUCGGGAUAAGACCGAGGAAUAUCUUUGACACGGCUAGCAUCUAUUUCGAACGUGAAAUUCGAGAUGCAACUUGCGGGGAUGGUAUGGAUGUUGUCUUCAGCACCUCAUCUAGCUUGUCGUCAGGAGCCAAUGAUCUAAGUAAGAUCUGGUCAAGCACAGGAACUUUUGGACGUAUUGUUCAUAUGCAAGGAGCACUCGACGCUCGUCUUGACGGCUGGAACGCUAGAUCUGACUUGGCCGACAACAUAAGUUUCACGUCAGUCAAUAUAUUAAACCUGGCCAUUACGCGCCAGCGGCUUAUGAGAGACAUUCUCAAGGAGGUGCUAGACUGCUUUUCAAAGGGCGUGUUGAAGCCAUUUAAAAGAGCGCUUAUUUUGCGAAUGGCGGAACUAGACGAUGGCUUGAAGAUGAUUCAACAAGGCACUUUGCACCCAAUCGUCCUUUCUGCUCAAAAGGGUGAUCAGGUUAUGGCGCUGCACUACACUUCGAAGCGAUUCCUCAAUUCGGACGGCACACAUGUUAUCAUUGGUGGUACUGGCGGUCUUGGACGCAGUAUGGCUAGAUGGAUGGUCGAACAUGGCGCUCGGCAUAUAGUCUUGCUGUCUAGAAGCGGUGGUAAGGCUCAUGAGGUGAAAAGACUCAUCGAAGAGACUCGAGAUAAAGCCAACAUCAUCGUCAAAACCAGCGACAUCGCCAGCGAAGAAGAUGCAUAUCGAGUUGUGAGAGAAUGUGUUGAGACACUUCCACCAAUAUGCGGCGUGAUUCAUGCUGCCAUGAUGCUCCACGACGGAUUAAUAGAAAGCAUGACCCACGACUCGUACAUCUCAGCUAUUCGUGCUAAAGUAAAGGGUACCUGGAACAUCCACAAUGCGCUCGAGUCUGUCAACGUACGAUUGGAUUAUUUCGUCCUGGUCUCCAGUGCCGCAGGCAUUGUUGGGAGCCGAGGUCAGGCUGCAUAUGCUGCUGCUAAUACAUUCCUGGAUGGGUUUGCUCUAUGCAGAGUAGCGCAGGGUCUCCCUGGCGUCUCCCUCGAUCUCACAGCUGUGACCGGCGCCGGGUACAUUGCCGAAAAUACAACACGCGAAGAAGAAAUCAUCAAGAAUUUCGGCGGACAGUCUAUUUCGGAAGCCGAAGUACUGGGUCUUUUGGCUGUUGCCACAUCCGGGAAAUGCAGUGCACAGUGCUUAACUGGCCUGAAGCUUGCCCCAACCAACACAGGUUCCCUGCCCUACUAUGCAGAGGACCCACGGUUUGCACACCUCAAGGCGGCCGCAACGACUGAGAUACGAGCUGCAGGCAGCGAUUCUGGAAAACCCGUAUCAUACAGGAGUGCGUUCCGGGCUGCAGCUAGCAACGACGAGGCCCGUCAAGUUGCUGUACAGGGUGUGCUGCAGAAGCUAUCCGAAGUACUGUCAGUAGCGCGUGACGAUGUUGAUGCUCAGCGGAGUAUGGCAUCGUACGGUCUAGACUCCCUGACUGCCAUUGAAGUUCGCAAUUGGAUCACAAGAGAACUGGGGGCCACCCUCGAAAUCUUGGAGUUACUAACAAGUGCAAACGUGACGGAUCUGGCGGAGUUGAUUGUUUCGCGGACGAAAGCGUGA